This is a messenger RNA of Drosophila sulfurigaster albostrigata, 2072 nucleotides long. It is a transcript of the gene sav, whose product is annotated as scaffold protein salvador. The coding region runs from base 43 to 1956 and encodes 637 amino acids. Gene Ontology annotation, biological process: hippo signaling; apoptotic process; regulation of cell population proliferation. The transcript has 3 exons. Gene Ontology annotation, molecular function: protein binding; molecular adaptor activity. The record is from RefSeq and is a predicted model, not a curated record. Lineage: Eukaryota; Metazoa; Arthropoda; Insecta; Diptera; Drosophilidae.
UGGUCACACUGUAUACGGCAGUCCGCAGAGCAGUAAAAAUUCAUGAAUAAUAAUGAAAAUAAAAGACGAAUAAUAAUCAAAAUACUAUUAUUAUUAAACGACACGGAACGAAACGGAAGUGCAAUUUGCAAGCGGAAGGGUAAACGAAAGUUGCCGACUUGCAUGAACUAUUUAACAAUUUUGCUGUGCAAUCGAAAACCGACGAUGCUCUCGCGCCGGAGCAAGGAAAAAUCGCAGGCACACAAAGAGGGCGUCGUGGGCAAGUAUGUGAAGAAGGACACUCCACCCGAGAUACCGGUGAUUAAUGUGUGGACCUCCUAUUCGGAUCAACAUCAACGUGCCAAAAAGAAAUCGUUGCAACGCUGCGCCAGCAGCUCCCCCAGCUGCGAGUUUAAACCGCGCAGCUCGAGCUCCAGUCGCAACACUUAUUCCUGCAAUGAUGCCCAACCGGAUUACUAUCAUGCGCGGCGCGCGCAAAGCCAGCUGCCCCUUAACAACAAUAAUAGUCAGCAUGUGCAUCAGCCUGCCCCGACCUCGUCUGUUAGUCAGUUUCGUGCUGGUAGCAGCAACAGCAGCAGCAGCAACUAUGUGAACAUUGAGCAAAUUGAUCGUAUGCGACGCCAGCAAUCGUCGCCGCUGCUGCAGACUCCAACGAGGGGAUUUCAGCGUAGUUACUCUUCUCAAAAGCACUCGCUUCCGCCGCCGCAUGUGGCAAAUACCAGCUACGAUUCGGAUCAGGGACUGUUGAACGCUUCUUAUGCAAAUAUGAUGCAAAUACCGAGGCGACCUCCAUCGCCAGCGCAUUUUGCCUUACAGCAGCAACAGCAGCAACUACAACAACAACAGCAGCAACAGCACUUGCACCAGCAUCAACCACUGCAACAGCAUCCGUCGACCUAUGGAUCGAUGUUGCGCUUCGAGCCAGCCAAGGAGCAUCAGCCACGCUAUCCACAGACAAGGUCACCGCUGGAACAGCAGCAGCAACAUCACCAACAACAGCAGCAGCAACAGUUGGCUGCUCAUAUGCUUGGUAGCUACUCCAGUGAUUCGUAUCCCAUUUACGAAAAUCCUUAUCGCGUCUCCUCGAUGCGUGUCACACAAUCACAACGCUCCGAAUCGCCCAUCUAUAGCAAUACAACAGCAUCGUCGGCCACGCUUUCGGCGACGCCGCACCAUCAUCAUCACCAGCAUUUGGCAGUGCCGUCGACUGGUUCGCUACGAGUUAGUGGACGCGACGGCAGCGUUGGCAGCGUGCGCGGUGCCUCUGCCUCGGUUCAAUCGCUUUAUGCGCCACCUUUGACGCCGCCAGCAUCGAGCACUUCAACUGCCGCUGCUGCUGGCGACAACAAUGGCAAUGGUGCAUUGCAAAAGGUCUCAUCACAGCAGUCGCUCAACGAGAGCGAGGAGCUGCCACUGCCGCCUGGCUGGGCCACACAGUAUACGUUGCAUGGUCGCAAGUACUACAUCGAUCAUAAUGCGCACACCACUCACUGGAAUCAUCCGUUGGAACGCGAGGGUUUGCCCGUUGGCUGGCGCCGUGUGGUGUCUAAGCUGCAUGGUACAUACUAUGAAAAUCAGUAUACGGGCCAGUGUCAACGUCAGCAUCCAUGUCUGACGUCCUAUUAUGUGUAUACGACAUCAGCAGAGCCGCCGAAAGCAAUCAGGCCAGAGGCAUAUGCACCGCCAUCGCAUACGCAUAAUGCAUUAGUGCCAGCGAAUCCAUAUCUGCUGGAGGAGAUACCCAAAUGGUUGGCUGUGUACUCAGAAGCGGACUCGUCUAAGGAUCAUCUGUUGCAGUUUAAUAUGUUCAGUUUGCCAGAACUAGAGGGUUUCGAUAGCAUGUUGGUGCGUCUCUUCAAGCAAGAGCUGGGCACAAUCGUUGGCUUCUAUGAGCGCUAUCGUCGCGCUCUAAUACUCGAGAAGAAUCGACGUGCCGGUCACAAUAAUCCGCAAUAAGAACGAUCUGGCAUACAUCGUAAAUACAUGAAGUAUCCUGUGCCUUUGCCCAAAACACUCAUACGCCGCAUACGCCACUCAGCACAAUAUAUCUAAUUUAUUUAUUAUUAUCAUUA